Molecule: messenger RNA, 1762 nt
Organism: Dioscorea cayenensis subsp. rotundata (Guinea yam)
Lineage: Eukaryota; Viridiplantae; Streptophyta; Magnoliopsida; Dioscoreales; Dioscoreaceae
Product: peptide chain release factor PrfB3, chloroplastic
Biological process (GO): translational termination
Molecular function (GO): translation release factor activity
Source: RefSeq, a predicted model, not a curated record
CUCAAAAUAAUCCGAUGUCUUGCCACUCUGAACCGUCCGUUCACUAACAAAAAUGUGUGAGCUCUGGCAUGCCAAACCUCUAACUGGCGACCUCUAUUGAAUCACUUAUUUAGACUUCUAUCUUCUUUCCUUGCUUACUUGCUUUGCUUAAUCGCUCCCUUUGCUCUCCGCUGCCUUAUCUCAUGGAAUCCUUCUCAGCUAGGAAUUUCGUUCCCUUUCUUCUGCUCCGAUGCUUUCCGAGAAGAAACCUUCGUCCACUCUGUUCUACUAUUCAAGCUUCCCAAUCCAUGGAGGAUGAGAACGAGAAGAUCUACAAAGAACUUGGUUUAUUUUCUUUGAAAAAGAAGAUAGCUGAUGCAAUUAGCCGUGCUGAGAUGAUAGCUCCACUGGCACUUGAGUUUGAAGAAGCAAGAAGAAUUAAGCAGGAAGCAGUUCUGCAAGAUUGUAAUCUGUGGGAUGACAUAGAAAAAUCUACAGAAUCUCUUUCUGCCUUGGGUGAUGCUAUCAAGAUGGUCAACGAUCUAAAAGACCUACAACAUAAGGCAGAAGAAGUUAAAUUGAUCACCCAGCUAGCAGAAAUGGAUGUCAUAAACCAUCAGCUUUUCAAGCAAGCUUAUGAAGAUUCUAUGAGAGUCAGCAAUUUCUUGGACCGCUAUGAGAUGUCUAAGUUUCUCAGUGGUCCAUAUGACAAAGAGGGAGCCUGGAUAAUUAUUGAAGCUGGCCAAGAAGGCAUUGCUUCUGAGAUAUGGGCUGAAAAGCUUCUUGUCAUGUAUAUGAUUUGGGCUGAGAAGCAUGGCUGCAAGGGAAGGAUCAUUGAGAAGUGUGCUCCUCGCAUGGGUGGUAUCAGGUCUGCAACUGUUGAGUUUGAAUCAGAAUACUUUUAUGGCACCUUUACUGGUGAAAGAGGUACUCACAGGAUGGUCCGUAGUUCUCUUGAUGCAUCAGUUAUUCGAGAGGCUUGCUCAGCAGAUGUAAAUGUGAUGCCUAUCUUCCUAGAAGAAGCCGAUGAUUUGCAUGUAGACGAGGAAGACUUGAAUGUUUCAUCUCUUUUUCUUCCCCAACAACAGAAUGACUGCAAGACAGAACAUGCAGUAAGCAUUCUUCAUAUUCCAAGUGGUAUUUCUGCUCAAUCCUCAGGUGAAAGAAGCUUUGUUGCAAAUAAGAUCAAGGCUCUCGCACGUUUAAAGGCAAAGCUUCUUGUGGCUGCUCUGGAACAAGGUGUUAAAAAUGUUGACAAAGUAAGAGGAGUUAUAGCGAACGAAUGGAAGCAUGAGAUGAGGAGAUACAUGUUUCGUCCACAUAAAAUGGUCCAAGACUUGAAAACUGGCAUUCAACUUCUGGACUUGAACUCUGUCUUGGAUGGCAAUAUUGAGCCACUGAUCAGAGCCCACAUUAGCCUUCAACGAGGAGAAGAGAUCGACUAUGGACUUAAUUGCAUAAAAAACAAAUGAAUCGUCAUUUGAAGUGAACGAUCACUUGGUUUCAGUCGCCUUUCUUGUGGUAAGGAUGACAGCCACAGGCUCGCAUCUUCUAUUGUCUUGUGUUGCGUUGAUGGAGUUCAGAAUUUUCAGUUCUCUUUAUGUGUUUCAAUUCUUAGUUGAAACAGUUUUAAUCUUAUAAUGCAAAAAUGCAUACCAUGGAAUGGAUUUGAUGAACAUUGAUGAGCAUCUUUAUUUUGUAGAGAGAAUUGGCAACAACUUGACUGGGACACUUAUCUUGUUGAAACAUUAUAACUAGAAAUUCAGUAUUCAAGUCUAUUCAA